AGAGCUGUUCACAGUACGCUUUUUUCUAGCUAGCAUUGAAUAAUUGGAGAAUUUGAGCAGGGUGUGAAGUGUAUGUUUUAUUAAUGACAGUAGACUAUUUUGUGUGUGGGUCUGUAUGUUAUUAGCUAACAUUUUGGUUAGUGGUGCAUUAGUAAGCUAGCUAAUUGAAUGUACGCCACAUAAUAUAGACAUGCCAUUUACAAGCAUGCAACAAAUAUACAAGUUGUAUUUUUGACCUUAAAGUAGAAUGUAGAAAAUAAUUGAAUAAUAUCUCAAUGUAAUUUAAUUUGUAAUAACAAAACAAGUUUUUCCCUGACUUCAGUGUUGUGCCACCCGGAACUGCUUAUUUCGUAUUGCGUCCCUCCCAGUUUCUCUCGCAGCCAAGUCAGACCCGUCUGCCCGCAGCAGCCAGCUAGCUUCUCAGCAAGGCCACUGCGGGAAGAUGGCGACGGAUAAACAGAAACAUGAAGGUAGAGUGAAGAUUGGACAUUAUAUUCUUGGAGACACACUUGGAGUGGGGACGUUCGGAAAAGUUAAAGUGGGCCAGCAUGAGCUGACCAAGCACCAAGUGGCCGUGAAGAUCCUGAACAGGCAGAAGAUCCGCAGUUUGGACGUGGUGGGCAAGAUCCGCCGGGAGAUCCAGAACCUGAAGCUGUUCAGGCAUCCCCACAUCAUUAAGCUGUACCAGGUGAUAAGCACGCCCACAGACAUCUUCAUGGUGAUGGAGUACGUCUCCGGAGGAGAGCUCUUUGACUACAUCUGCAAAAACGGAAAGCUGGAGGAGAAGGAGAGCCGCCGUCUGUUCCAGCAGAUCAUCUCGGCCGUGGACUACUGCCACAGACACAUGGUGGUCCACAGGGACCUCAAGCCUGAGAACGUGCUGCUGGACGCUCAGAUGAACGCCAAAAUCGCCGACUUCGGGCUGUCCAACAUGAUGUCAGACGGAGAGUUUUUGCGGACGAGUUGUGGUUCGCCAAACUACGCCGCCCCCGAGGUCAUCUCCGGAAGGCUCUACGCCGGUCCAGAGGUGGACAUCUGGAGCAGCGGGGUGAUCCUGUACGCUCUGCUGUGCGGCACGCUGCCCUUCGACGACGACCACGUGCCCACGCUCUUCAAGAAGAUCUGCGACGGGAUCUUCUUCACGCCGCAGUACCUGAACCCCGCCGUGAUCAGCCUGCUCAAGCACAUGCUCCAGGUGGAUCCCAUGAAGAGAGCCACCAUCAAAGAGAUCCGGGAGGACCAGUGGUUCAAAGAGGACCUUCCCAAGUACCUGUUCCCAGAGGACCCGUCCUACAGCAACAACAUGAUCGACGACGAGGCCCUGAAGGAGGUGUGCGAGAAGUUCGAGUGCUCCGAGGAGGAGGUGCUUACCUGCCUCUACAGCCGCAACCACCAGGACCCGCUGGCGGUGGCCUACCACCUCAUCAUCGACAACCGCCGCAUCAUGAGCGAGGCGAAGGACUUCUACCUGGCCUCCAGCCCGCCGGACUCUUUCCUGGACGACCAGCACCUCACCGCGUCCUCCGCCUCCGCUGCCGGCAUCAAGCCCCACCCCGAGCGGGUGGCGCCCUUCUUGGUGGCCGAGACCACGCCCAGGCCCCGGCACACGCUGGACGAGCUGAACCCCCAGAAGUCGAAGCACCAGGGGGUGAGGAGGGCCAAGUGGCACCUGGGGAUCCGGAGUCAGAGCCGGCCCAAUGACAUCAUGUCGGAGGUGUGCCGCGCCAUGAAGCAGCUGGACUACGAGUGGAAGGUCGCAAACCCAUAUUACCUGCGCGUGCGGAGGAAGAACCCAGUCACGGGGAUGCAAACCAAGAUGAGCCUGCAGCUCUACCAGGUGGACAGCAGGACAUACCUUCUCGACUUCCGUAGCAUCGACGAUGACAUGUUAGAGACUAAAUCGGGCACGGCCACCCCCCACCGCUCGGGCUCCGUGGGGAACUACCGCACGACCCUUAAGAACGAUGCCGAGGUGGCCGAGGCCAAGGGAGACGGUGCCUCCGCCCCCGUGCCUGCCGCCACCCCGGCCAAACCCUCCGAGGGCUCGCUAGCGUCCUCGCUCACCUCGUCUGUGGACUCCGCCGGGGGCGACGGCAUCGCGUACCCCCGCCCGGGCAGCCACACCAUAGAGUUCUUUGAGAUGUGCGCCAAUCUCAUCAAGCUACUUGCACGAUAGCUACUAGCAGCAGCAAUCAAUCCGCUGGCCUUCUUUUUCUUCUUCUUUUUUUCUUUCUCUCCUCCUGUCUGAGUGUCUUUAUAAGCAAUAAGCAUGCAACCAAUUCAUGGCUCAAGUCAUCCUUCUCGAGGUGAGGAUGUGCUGGUGGUUCCAUGGCACUGAUGCAAGUUUGCAUCUCCCCCCCCCCCCC
Molecule: messenger RNA, 2366 nt
Organism: Hypomesus transpacificus
Lineage: Eukaryota; Metazoa; Chordata; Actinopteri; Osmeriformes; Osmeridae
Gene: prkaa1
Product: protein kinase, AMP-activated, alpha 1 catalytic subunit
Exons: 9
Coding region: 443-2176 (577 amino acids)
Biological process (GO): protein phosphorylation; intracellular signal transduction
Cellular component (GO): cytoplasm
Molecular function (GO): ATP binding; protein serine/threonine kinase activity
Source: RefSeq, a predicted model, not a curated record